GUUUUAUUUGUUGUUCUCUGCGUUUUGCGUCGGCUGUGCUCUAGUAUUGGGGAUGGAGUAGAUUUGCGUAUUAACCUUCGAGCACCCCUGGGACAGCAAACUCUGUGACUCCUUAAUCGUCGGACAACUGGACGCACGCCGCUCUCUUGUCCUCCUGUUCCAACAAAGAUACACGGAGUAUAUGGCAAAUGUUUUGCGUCCUGGAAUGCGAUCAACCAUAUUUAUGUGUUCUGUGCAUUUGCCCACUGUGGUCAAAACAGAGACACUCUACAUUGUCCUCGAAAAAAGCUUUCUACCGCCAAUGUGCUAUCGCCGUGAGCGGACGCUGAACAAAAGAUUUCAAGAACAGACGGAGGGUAACCAGUUGGCAUGCACUUGAUCAUUGGCAUAUCAAACAAACUCUUGGCACGGCCAGCGAGUUGCACGCAAAAACGAGUUGACAUUCUGAAAUCCCCUGGCGAGCGAAUCGUGCACUUGCCGUGGUUUUGGUGGCAUUUACAUGCAGUAUAUUUUCCUCGUCCCACCCAUGACUGUCUUUAACCAAACCACCACUAUAGCCGGCAUGACUGCAGGCAGACUCAGCCGCGGCGGGAAACAAACGUUGAUGGACAGGGUCGCAGGCUGCCACCUCAACCGUAGAAGCCUUCUACACCGAAGAAGUGGCACCCUGCGGCAUCAGGCACUGUAUCCCAUCACCUGCUACGAAAAAUCAAUGUCAUCCCUGGCUUCGCCAGUGUGUUCUCAUCGAGAAAUAUCUAGUAGCUUCUUCUCCACGGCCUUACCGACGAACCCCGUGGUGACAACGACUGGGCUGGUUUUUCGUAGACGCUUCACCGUGACGCUUGUCAUAGCUGAUCACAGUGACAAAACAAAACAGGCAGCUACUCAUGGCUCAAAUGAUCAUGGAACCGCUAAAACGGUGACCCCUCCGACGCUCGCCGCUAUCCAGGCUGCAUCUUUUUUCCGGCAGCCGGUAGAAGUCCUGCUAUGUGGAAAAAACACCUCUCUUUCGCCUCACGCUGAGUGUCUGUCAUACAUGCCCGGCGUCUCCAGGGUGUUGCAGUACACGAACGCCGCAAUGCAGCAUUAUCCACCAGUUGCUCUGGCAGUGCUGCUACGUCGGCUUCAGCACGAACGGGACGUGUCUGUCAUUUGCGGAUCAUCCAGCGGCAUCUGCGUAGACGCACUGCCCCGUUUAUCAGCUCUUCUCGAUGUGCAGCCCAUUGCAGAUGUGGUUGCUGUCAAAGACGCCAAUACAUUCGUCCGACAGAUAUAUGCAGGCACCGCUCUGUGUACCGUUAAGUCCUCCGAUAAAGUUAAAGUGCUAACGGUAUGUGCCACAGCGUUCCCCCUCAGCGAGAAAUUGAAUGAAAGGACGGGAAAUGAACCUGCUCCAAUCGAACACCUGCCAGCGGUUGAUGAGAUUUCUCAGCUUACGUGGAUAACCGAGGACGUCACACUGGCAGAUAAGCCUCAACUCGACGCCGCGGAAAUAGUCGUAGCAGGGGGUCGAGGACUGAAAAGCAGGUCUGAGUUCACCCGGCUCUUGGAACCCCUCAGAGCCAGGCUUCGAAACGCAGCAAUUGGAGCUUCGCGAGCGGCUGUUGACUCUGGGUACGCUGCUUAUGAUCUCCAAAUAGGACAAACAGGAAAGGUGGUUGCACCGAAAUUAUACAUUGGAGUGGGGCUCAGCGGGGCGAUCCAGCACAUGACAGGAAUGAAGGACUCGAAAGUCAUUGUAGCCAUCAACAACGACCUCGGGGCACCCAUAUUUCAAAUCGCAGACUACUGCGUAUAUGGCGAUUUGUUCCAAGUCGUUCCAGAAUUGACGGCAAAACUACCUCAACAGUAGGCUCGACUUACUCCACCAUGAAACAGUGCCGAUUGCUUCAGCGUCAGAGACAAAAUCAAGUGCGUGGGCUGCCUCGACUGUGGCACAUGCUGGUUUCGAGUUGCCCGUCCGUUGGCUGAUGCAUCCCCGUUUGAAGGACACGGCGAGUUAGGAGCUCUGUAGGGAAUGCAUGGGAAUCUGCUUAAAAGGCUGUAAUGUAAGGUAUUAACCAUGUGCAAGACUGUCGAAUUCACGCUGGAGUUCGAUGCGUACGGAACAGAUGUUAUAAGAGAAUUAUAUGGCGAGAGUGCGAAAUGACUUCUACUGUGGCGUAUAAGUAGCUUCCUACUGCCGGAAUUUCAGCCCUAUCCCUCUUGUUUCAGUCUCCCUUUCAAGGUCGCUCGCGUCUGUAUACAACCCUUGAGAACACAAACUUCAUCAGAGGCUGGAAAGGGGUCAGCCCUUGACAAAUCAAAAACCGCACUAAAGUUUUGUGACAGAUAUUGCGUCUAGCUGGUGGGGCAUUUGGAUGCGUGACACCGUUUCAUAAUAAAAACGCGGAACCUUUCUUUGGCAAACAUCUCAAUGUAGUCUUUGACGCGAUUCUGCUCAUAAUAUUCAUACAGCAUUCGUGAAAAUCGCAGCCUUUCAUAGAUUCACGUGCCCAAGGCUGAAGUGCUGCCACUGUUAUAGUGUGGACCCCACUUGUGUUGUCGGAAUUUGCGUCACACUUGAGGGAGAAAAGGUCUUUCGCUGAGCGUCUCCUUC
This is a messenger RNA of Toxoplasma gondii ME49, 2599 nucleotides long. Its product is annotated as electron-transfer-flavoprotein, alpha polypeptide. Gene Ontology annotation, molecular function: flavin adenine dinucleotide binding; electron transfer activity. The transcript is spliced from 11 exons. Gene Ontology annotation, cellular component: mitochondrion. Lineage: Eukaryota; Apicomplexa; Conoidasida; Eucoccidiorida; Sarcocystidae. The record is from RefSeq and is a predicted model, not a curated record. Bases 500 to 1852 code for a protein of 450 amino acids.